Petromyzon marinus (sea lamprey) is the source of this 2134-nucleotide messenger RNA. It is a transcript of the gene REC114, whose product is annotated as REC114 meiotic recombination protein. NCBI's taxonomy places the organism in Eukaryota, Metazoa, Chordata, Hyperoartia, Petromyzontiformes, Petromyzontidae. The record is from RefSeq and is a predicted model, not a curated record.
UUGUUGGAGGUUGUUAUUGGUGGUUGGUGGCUGUUGUUGGAGGUUGUUGUUGGUGGUGGUGGUUGGGUCGGCCGCUGCUCGUCGUGAAAGAUGCGUUCACGCUGUACCGCCCACACCCUUCACGGCCUUGCGAUUAACGUUCGCAAUUCGAUUCGGCAAUACUAAAUAAAUUAUUAUUGUAAUGAAUAUUGGUCGCGAAAGCCCACGUGUUAAGCGACUGUAAUGUUAUUGUGCACGGUGCAAGGCCGUGAAUAGAGCCCCCCCCUACAUCAUUUGCGGUGUUGGUCAAUAUUUGGUUACGCCGGUUCACCUCGAGAGAUUGUAUUUGUCAGUCCCGAGUUUUAUAAGUCCUUAGUUUUAAAUUUAACAACGCGAACCACCCAGGCCCAGUGUGUCAUGCAGAGGAGGAACACUUUGAGGCAGGCCUUUGGCCAGGAUCCCGCUGCGGCCGAGGCCCCCGGGCCUACUCCGCAGGCCCCCGGGCCUACUUCGCAAUCCUCCGGGCCUACUCCGCAGGCCCCCGGGCCUACUCCGCAAGCCCCCGGGCCUACUCCGCAGGCCCCCGGGCCUACUCCGCAGGCCCCCACGGCUUCCUCCUCACGGCGCCUGGGACCACCGCUCAGGGCUCGGGGCUGGGCCCUCGCCGCCUACAGCCGCCUCGUCCCGGGCCCCGUGGCCCCCAGGCCUCCCGUGGCCCUCAGGCCUCCGGGGGCCCCCAGGCCUCCCGGGGUCACGGUCGAAGCGCGCGCGGGCUCGCGGCAGAGUGCGGCAACGUGGAUGGAUUUUGAAUGCUCUGACAAGCGGGGGAAGCUUUUGAUGUCCAUCACUGAGUCUGGUAAUUUGUCGGUAAUGGACGGAGAAACUGCACUGGAACAGUUUUCCAUUUAUGAAGCACCGUGCAUGACAAGCUUGUGUCAUGUUUUUCAAAAAGAAGAAUGUGUUUUCUUUUCAACACAAGUUAAGACAGCGGGGCGCACGUUUCGAGUGAAGUUGUACGGAGAAACCAAAGAGCAAGCCCUGGAGCAGUGCUCCAGCUGUGUGAUGGUCCUCUCAAACUUCAUAAGGGUUCACAAGAUGGCAGCGGUGCCUGCGGAGAAGCAAGGUGGUGGAAAACUCACGAAGCCACAGCCCGUGACCCAUCAUCUACUGGAAGCUGCUCGGCCCACUGGGAGUUUGCCUCAAGUGCACUUCUCAGAUGGCACUGCAUCCAUGAGUCAGCUUGCGAAGCUGACAUCAGGUGCGGCCACAGCACCCUUCAGGCCCCUGGCAUCGCUGCAGUCGCCCAACUUCCCCGCGCAGCAGUUGGGGCCCUUGCUGCGACUGUGUGUGCUCGAUCCCAACUUCAUCGCCCUCGUCGAGCGUGUGGAGCAAGAGCUGACCAAGAUCAUCGCCGAGGAUCCCUAAAGAGCUCCCGGGAAGUUUAAUUUGCUCAAUCAGUCCAUUAGCAUGAUGAGGAUGACGAUGCUUUCCAAGCAUUCGAAUAUGGGCCAUAACCCUGAACCCGCAUCCACACAAACCGCGGCAGAUGCAGAUACUGGAUGAUGCACAAGAUUAAAAACUGCAGUGUACCGAUUGUGGUCACCCAGAACGUAAAACGACUCAAGGCCCGCUGAUUCACAAAUAUUCGAAGGAAUCGUCACAGCAAUACACCACUCAUUAUCUGGCUCAACCACAGUGUAAAAUUAUAGUUGUUGCUCAGCCAUCCGAAGAAGUAAUUCAUCCUAAAUGUAAGAUCAACAUAUAGACGUGCAUAUACGUUUUCUAAAUCCUGAAUAAUUAAGAGGAAGUUCGGAUGCAUGCAAGUGCAAGAACAGGUUUAGAAUAUAUAUUAAUGCAAGAAUGGACGCGUCUUACGUGCUCCCCUGGUAACAUUUUGAUGGAAGGUAGAGCGAAUGAUGUGGUGUACACCUCGUGAUUUAUAUAAAUUAAUUGGUCCUCAAUCUCUCAUCAUAGCUCAUAUCUUGUCACUCACAAAUGUGUCCUUAACCUUGCAUGUUGGGGAAGGACAUUUGACAGUUGUUAAGCCUUACAAUUAAUGGUUUAAUUUUCAUUUAAAGCUUUCGUGACUGCAGGGAUUCAUAUUCUUGGUUCUUUUGGUAAAGUCACGUAGAAGGGAAACAAAAUAAUAAAAAAU